AUGUCAACAAAUGAUCAAACAUUAGAACAUAUAUCAAGAUCUCAAGAUAAAAAUGUAUUUAAAGAAUUUUUGAAAAGGGGUGAUUUAUCAACCAAAAGGAAUAGUAAAGGUCAAACAUUAUUACAUUUAAUCGCGAUGAAUGAUAAUAUGUUUGCAUUAAAAUUCUUUUUUAAAAAAAAAUAUGGAUUUUUAAAAGACACCUCAAUUGAAGUAGACCAUAGAGAUAUUGAUGGUUAUACACCAUUACAUUAUGCUGUAAAUCAAGGUGCAUUUGAAAUUGCUACAAAAUUAUUAUCAAGAGGUGCUGAUCCAAAUGCAAGAACUGAAAAUGGUUUAACUCCAUUACAUUUAUUAACAAAAUAUUGUUAUUCAAAUAAAUCAAUUAAAUUAGCUCAAUUAAUAAUUGAAAAUGGAGCAUAUAUAAAUCAUAAAGAUAAUAAACAAGAAACACCAUUACAUAGGGCAACAAUGUUAAAUGAUAAUUUUGAUUUCUUAAAAUUAUUAUUAUUUCAUGGGGCAAAUCCAAAUAUUGUUAAUAAAAGAGGUAGAACAUGUCAACAUUUAUCAAUUGAACAAGGUAAAGUUGAAUUAUUGGAAUUGUUUUUAAUGUAUGGAGCAGAUUGUAGUAAACCAACACCAAUAUUACCAUCACCAAUGGAAAUGGCAGCAAUUUCACCAUUUCCAUUGAUUAGACAAUUCUUUUCAGAAAGAAUUUCACCAACUGGUGAAAACAUUUUAAUGAUUGAAAAAGCUGUAUUUUUAGGUAAACCAGUUUCAACCUUUAUUCAAAAUGGUGAUUCUUUUACUACUGGUACUUCAACUCAAUUAUAUACUGGUAAAUUAUUUAUAACAAAUUUUAGAUUAGUUUUUAAACUUGAUCAACCAAAUAAUAGUAAUAGUAGUAAUAGUAAUAGUAAUAGUAGUAAUAGUAAUAGUAAUAAUAGCAAUUGUAAUAAUAGUUCAAAUAUAAAUUUUCCAAUAUUAGAAGAUGAGGAAGAAUCAAUACCAUUGUUAUCAAUAUCAACAGUUAGAACUGAUGAUGAUAGAGAUAAUCAAUCAAAUGGUGGUUCUAAUAAUAGUAAUGAUUUAGAUUCAUCAUCAGGUUUAAAUAAAGAAACAAUUAUAAUACCAACAAAUAAUAGUAAUGAUAUUUUCUUUACUACAAGUGAAAUUACAACUGGUGGUAAUAUAAUUGAUGAUUAUUUAAUAAAUCCGAUUGGUUCUAGUACUGGUAGUAAUAAUAGUAGUAGUAGUAAUAGUAAUAGUAAUGGUUACUAUAAUUCAAAUCAAAUAAAUUGUAAUAAUAGUCAACAACAACAACAACAACAACAACAACAACAACAACAACAACAACAACAACAACAACAACAACAACAACAACAACAACAACAACAACAACAACAACAACAACAACAACAACAACAACAACAACAACAACAACAACAACAAUCAAAUAUAAAUCCAACAAUAACAACAACAACAACAGUAACAACAUCAUUAAAUCAACAAUCAAUUAUAAAUGUACAUAGUAAUAAUAGUAGUAAUUUAAGUGGUCAUUUUAGUAUUAAUCAAAGUGCAUCAUCAAUUUUAAAUAAUAUAAUUAAUUUUAGUAAAACUUCAUUAAAUUUAGUUAAUCCAUCAUUGGGUGGUUCAUCACCAAAUCCGACACCACCUUUAUCACCAGCUCAAUCUUAUCAUUUUUCUUUAGAUAAUUUAUCACAACAACAACAACAACAACCACCACCACAACAAUCUCAACCAAUUUUAAAUAGUUCACCUGUAAAUAAUAAUAAUAAUAAUAAUAAUAUAACAACAUCAAUUUCAUCAAAUAAUUUAUCAAAUUAUACAAUAUCAACAUCAUCAAUGAGUUAUCAAUUAAUUAAUAUUGAAACUAAAGAUUUUAAACAAUUUAAAUUAUAUUUCAUGUCAAUUCAUGUUAGAGAUAAAAUAAUGGAUUUAAUAAAUUAUCAUUUUAAAGAUAAAAUUGAAAGAUCAAUAAAAGUAACAAGUCAAAAUAAAAAUAUUCAAAAAAAGAUUGUUGAAGAGAAUAUUCAAAUGCAAGAUGAAUCAAGAGUUGAACAUAUUGAUCGUUAUGAAAGUUAUGGUAUUUUUGAGGAAAUGGUACCAUUUUUAUUUGCAUUUUUAUAUAAAUCACCUGGAUUUUCAGAUUUAAAUCCAUCAUCAUCGUCAUCGUCAUCAACAACAACAACAUCAACAUCAUCACCAUCAUUUUCAACACAACCAAAUGUUUUAAAUUCAAGUACAAGUAGUAUAGAUGGUUGGCAAGUUUAUAAUCAAAGAAGAGAAUAUGCUAGAUUUAAUAUCUAUGGUGAUAGUGAAAAUAGUGGUUGGAAAUUUACAAACAUCAAUAAAGAUCAUAGAAUGUGUUCAAGUUAUCCAAGUUCAUUGGUUGUCUCAAACAAAGCAACUGAUAAAGAUUUAGAGAAAAUAUUUUCAUUUCGUAGUAAAGGUCGUAUACCAACAUUGUCAUGGAAAGAUCCAUCUUCAAAUGCUUCCAUUAGUAGAUGUAGUCAACCAUUGGUUGGUAUUGAAAGGGCACGUUGUCCAGAGGACGAAUUUUAUUGUAGUAGUCUAGCAUUAAGUUCACCAUCGAAAACACUCUAUCUAAUUGAUGCAAGACCAAAAAUAAAUGCAAUUGCAAAUACAGCCAAUGGUGCAGGCUUUGAAAAUAUUCAUAAUUAUCCAAAUUGUAAAUUAAUAUUUAUGAAUAUACCUAAUAUUCAUGUAAUUAGAAAAAGUUUAGAGAAAUUAGUAUUGGCAAUGAAAUCAUCAGCUCGUGACAAAGAUCAUACCGAGAGCACUGAUAUGAGAUUUUGGGGCUACAUCGAAGAGACUGGUUGGAUAUCACAUAUUAAAUCAAUAUUGGAAGCGGCAACUUUCUCUGCUGAAUUAAUCCUAAAAGGUAAUAGUAUAUUGGUGCAUUGUAGUGAUGGUUGGGACAGAACCCCGCAAAUCACUUCAUUAACUCAAAUUCUAUUGGACCCUUUCUAUCGUACAAUUCAUGGGUUUCAAGUAUUAAUCGAAAAGGAAUGGCUUAGUUUUGGCCAUAAAUUCUCUUUACGUCUUGGUCAUUUACCUGGUAAUGAAGAAGAGAGAUCCCCAAUUUUUCAACAAUUUUUAGAUUGUUGUUUUCAAUUAUUAAAUCAGUUUCCAUUACUUUUCGAGUUUACUCCAUCUCUAUUGUUAUUCAUUUCCGAUAAUAUUCAUAGUUGUAAAUAUGGUACUUUCUUAAAUAAUUGUGAAAAAGAUAGAAUUCAAAAUCAAGUUAAAACCAAAACAAUCUCAAUUUGGACUGAAGUUAAUUUAAAUGUUAAUAAAUUUUUAAAUCCAUACUUUAAUCCUCAAGAUAUUCAAUCAAUUAGACCAAAAUUAUAUUCACGUUGCUUAGAACUUUGGAAAUCAUGUUAUAUGAGAUUUGAAUCAAAAGAUUCUUGGAUGCAUAGUAAUUGGUUAUUACAUAAUUCAAAUUUUAAUAAUUUAAAUUAUUUUUCAAAAUUUAAUCAAAAUAAACAAUUUAAUAAUAAUAAUAAUAAUAAUAAUAAUAAUAAUAUUAAUAAUAAUAAUAGUAGUAUUAAUAAUAAUGAUAGAAACUCAAUCUCUUCAAGUACCAAUAGUAAUAAUAAUAAUAGUUCAGAUAAUAAUAGUGGUUGGAUUUCACAAAGUAGAAACUCUCAGCCACAACAUUCACCAAUACUUGCAAGUCAUAGACCAAACUCUUCAUUAAUUGAUGAUUAUACUGGUGAUACAAAUUUAAAUAUUUCAAACAACAGCAAUAACAAUAAUGGUGAUACCCCCACAAACACAAUUCAUGAUUCAGAUAUUAUUAACACCCUUGAAGUUUUAACAGAAAUAAACUAA
This is a messenger RNA of Dictyostelium discoideum AX4, 3879 nucleotides long. RefSeq lists its product as hypothetical. Bases 1 to 3879 code for a protein of 1292 amino acids. The transcript is spliced from 2 exons. Lineage: Eukaryota; Evosea; Eumycetozoa; Dictyosteliales; Dictyosteliaceae. The record is from RefSeq and is a predicted model, not a curated record.